AUGGUUCUUUUCAAGCGAAAGCCUGUUCGCUUUUUACCUCCAGCCGACAUCAAGGACGACAAUGCAGAGGUUUGGCACAUUCCUCAAACGGGAGAAGUCUUUGGUCAAUAUGAAGACUACUUGGCCAGGAUGGAUUUCUACAAGCAGCGACGUUUCAACUGCCAGAUCAGCGGACAUUCGGGGUUGACCUUCUUCGAAGCUCUGAAGAGCGAGACCGCCGGCGCCGAGGAAGUAGAGCAAGCUUUCCCCGAAGCCCUCAAGGGCCCCGUCCUCCGCCGCGUCCAGUUCCAAACCGUCUCCCGCAUCGAUACACUCGUCGACAUGGUCUUUGAGGACUUCCGCUCCGACUACUACCCCGGCGAGGCCGUGACCGUCAAGCUCACCAACGGCGAGAGGUUACAAGGAAGCGUUCGCGAGAAGACGCGCUUCGGCCACAAGGUCCUUCCCGACGGCACCAUCAAGCCGCCAAGCACAAAAUACUUUGUCAGCAUCGACGACCGCGAGGAUGCCGAGGCCGUCGUCGACGACAGUCACAUAUUCCGCGAUCGCAAGAUCUUCACCAAGGCUGUUCUGCGGUCUUUCAUCAAGCGGACCGUCACGCGCGAGGCCUGGAAUGGCGCUCCUUGGCUCGUGAACCACGACUACGCCCAGGAAUACCACAUCGACACGCGCAUUCCUGCGCAUCUGCUCUACGACAACAAGCUCCUCGAGAGGAAGAUGCACCAGGCGCAGAAGCGCGCCUCUCUGCCCCACGACCAAAAUGGCGCCAACGCCAAUGGAUCUUCACCCUCGGGACCUGCCCGUCUGCCAGAGCUCAAGCCCAUGCCCAAGACGCAAAAGGGCAAGCUGCAACACCCACACCAAAACCACUCUGGACAUUACCUCAACGACCCGAAACGACCUGCUCCCGAGGCGGGCGUCUUUCACGCGCACUCAUCUGGCAACCCCUUUCAGCUCCCGAACUUUCGCCAAAACGACGCCUUGCCGCAUCACAUGGCAGCCCCCCUACCGCCACCACCUCCACCGCCACCAAAGUAUCCCAUUGAAGAUCUCGCGCUCGAGCCGCGCGACGACAAAAUCAGGCCGCCCAUCAAGUUCAUGUGCAAAGACCCGCCGAGCGAGUCAGUUCCAACAGCAAACGGCAGCGACGAAUCUCCCAAGGACUACCGAGACCGAAUCUCCAUGUCGUCGGUCGGACCCCUGCUGGAAACGUGGGACACGCUCAACGUGUACUGUGAGAUCUUCAAGCUCGACUCCUUCACCUUUGAUGAUUUCGUCGAAGCCAUGUGCGUCGCAUCCGAAGAGACGACCGUUCAACUGUUUGAAGAGAUCCACUGCUCCGUCCUCAAGAUGCUUGUGUCUUCCGAGGCCGAUGGUGGCAAGGUCAACGUGCCGCUGCCUGAGCUGGAGGACGAGGAUGACGAAGAGGAGGAAGACGAGGAAGAAGAGGCAAGGUCGCCCACCCCCGAAGCGGAGAGGCCGCCGGCACGCGCCACCCGGAGCAGCUUGGCCAAGGCCGAGGCCGAACGACUGGCUGCCGAGCUCAAGGCUGCCGAGGCUGAGGCAGCAGAACCAGAGGUCAAACACCGCGCCGAAGAUCUCUUGGAGGAGUACGAGUGGAUCGAGCACCUGCGAAAGCGCGACUUCAAAGACGGCGGCUGGGAGAUGAUCAUGGUCGGCCUUUUGCACCAACUGUCCAAGGAACCGCGGUUGGAGAAGUCGUGUGAGGAGUUGCUUGAGCAGCUUGUCCCCCGAUCCGUGGACCCGACACAAGAAACGGUUCUUCAAGCCUAUGCGAACCUCGACGUCAAUCACCGGGUUCAAGCCUUGCAGAUUAUCUGCAUGCUCACGAUGCGCACAAAGGCCAUUCGCGCGUACAUGGAGGACUGCAGCGAGACGAUGACGGGUUACCGGAAGGAGAAAAUUGAAUGGCAGAGGCAGAGGAAACAAGCUGUCGAGGAGCUGAAGGUGCUGAACGACCAACGAAAGGCUCUUCUGCCCGAGGAGACGCCGCAGGACCCUGCCAAGGCGGAGGAGGAUGCAAAAGCUGCUACGACUGAUGUGGACUCUCCGGCAAAGGCUGGCACUCCCACCAAGGAGGGAGACGGCUCCGACUCAGAAGAAGAUGCGCAGACGCGCAAGAACGGACGCCGACCGAAUGACCGCACCCUCGAGCGCCAGCGGAAACGCAAAGAAGAGAAAGAGCGGAAGGAGAAGGCUGCCGAAGCUGCCAAGGUGCCGAAGCAGUCGAAGCAGCUGAUCAAAAACACCAAGGACAUUCAAAAGAAGGAGGAGUUCAUCAAGAAGUGCGAGGACGAGGUUGCUAUUCUCGACAACGAUCUUCGAGAAGCGGAUUGCCCGCGCACGCGUGUGUUGGGUCGCGAUCGAUUCUGGAACCGAUACUACUGGUUCGAGCGGAAUGGCAUGCCCUACGGUGGACUGCCCGACAGCUCGACGGCCUCGGCCGACUAUGCCAACGCAUGCAUAUGGGUGCAGGGACCGGAUGACCUCGAGCGCGAGGGCUACAUUGACCUCAGCAAGGAACAUCAGGACGAGUACAAGGCCAAGCACGACAUGACGGUGCCCGAGCGCAAGAAGAUGGAGGAAGGCGCGAUGAGCGUGUUCAAUGCCGGCCAAUGGGGCUAUUACGAUGACCCCGAGGCCGUCGACAACCUCAUCCGCUGGCUGGACCCGCGCGGCUACAACGAGUUGAAGCUGCGCAAGGAGAUUCUCAGCUUCAAGGACAAAAUCGCCAAACACAUGGAGAACCGCAAAGAGUAUCUCGCACCCGCGGAGAAGGAGGAGGAUGAAUCCAAGGAGCCGAAGCGCGGCGUCGCCACACGCACGAGGCAGCAACAAACCCCUGAACCCACCAACUACAGGUGCCUCGCGUGGGAGAACACGGUCGCCAUGGAGGAGCUGGGGCACUUGCACUCGGAGCCGCCCCCGCCGCCGCGGAACAAGAAGCAGGUAAAGAAAAGGCAGGCUGUCGAUCCCACGCCGGAACCGCCAUCGGCUCCCAAGACGAGGCGGAAGAAGUGA
Molecule: messenger RNA, 3042 nt
Organism: Verticillium nonalfalfae
Lineage: Eukaryota; Fungi; Ascomycota; Sordariomycetes; Glomerellales; Plectosphaerellaceae
Exons: 7
Coding region: 1-3042 (1013 amino acids)
Source: RefSeq, a predicted model, not a curated record